AUGGCAGACAGCACAGCACAGGGGAGCCAAGGGCACCAGCGAGACCAGACUAGGCGGGGCGGGCGGGGCGGCGUGACUGGGGCUCUGAGAGCGGGGGUCGGGGCAGGGCAGGGGCUGGGAGGGGCGGGGGGCACUGGCCUCCGGAGCCCGUGGCCAAGGCGGGCCGAGGCGGGCAGCGACGGAGCAGGGAUCGGUGCCUUCUGCGCACAGGCUGGAGACGAGGCCAGGUCUCCAGCGGGUGGACGCGACAGCCAGUCAAGGAGGGCCCGGGCGUCCGGUCGGCGGCGGGCCGAGCAGGACAUGACGUGGUCCGGUGAGACGGGGACGGGGGCCGGCUGCCCGUCCUUCCUGGCAGAACAUUCUGGACUGGCGUUGCGGGGCAUGCUGCAGCUCGUUCCUCAACUUUCCCGAAGGAGUCGGCACAUCACGGUGCUCUUUGGACCCCCGAAAACCCUCAAGAUGAAAUGGUGCUGCCCAGCUCACGCCUGGGCCCUGGACUCGGGGACUUUUUCAAGUCCGUCUAGCUCUGAACAAGACGAUGCUGCAUUCAGGAACCACUGCUCUCAGGGACCGGCUCCCAGGUUAAGACAAAGGAACGAGCCCCCAACCCAACAACGGCGGCACCACCAGCGCCAGCAGCGGCCGCGGCACCACCCCAGCGGCGACACCAUCCUCGUGGCCACCCGUGCCCUGGGCAGGAGAGCACACCGAGCUCCUGCCACCCCGGAGCUGGCACUCCCCCAGCCGGGGCGACCCCACGUGGCCCUCCCGCUCUCCUCUUCUUCCUCCUUUUCUCCUCUCUCUUCUUCUCUCUUUUCCUCUCUUUCCUGUGCACGGGAGACUCGACGUAUCCAGGACUCUGUCCCCCACUCUUCCCCCAACUCAAUUUGCACUAAGUCGUUUGCACUGGUUUGGAGUCCUGGAGGCGGCCCCGAGUCUCCCCGUGUGAGUGUGCGAGCGGCUGAGUGUGAGCCCCCUUGGGCUGCGCCGCCGGCGCCCGACCUGCUCCACCUCGGGGCGCCCGGGCGGCAGGUGUGCGUGGGGCCCCGCCCGGCCCUCGCCUGGUCUGGAAGCUCCUCACCAUCGGAGCCAAACCCCGAAACAUUCCAUUCCAUUCUCGCUCUGUGCCCCUCCUCACCGGGACUUCUGCAGAAGCCCUGGACACAUUCAAUAAACACAGUCACAGCAUCUCGUCUCAGGGACUUGGAAUCCGAGCUGCUUACCUGGGGGAGGGGCUCGCGCCGCGAUCACGGCGGGGAGGGGCGUGGCGGGGCGUGGGGAGGGGGUGACACGAGGGAGGGAGGCAGGCUGGGGUCUGCGGACCAGGUAUCCCCUUCCCAGGGUUUGCUGGGAAGUGGGACUUUCGGUGCAGAGGCUGGGACCGUGUCAGGACCCCCAGGGCUGCUUUCCCGGGAGCCUCAGAUCCCGGGCCCCUCCCAGGCUCUCCGAGCACCUUGCGCCAGCCCAAGGGUGACCUUCAGAGGCCGGCCUGGGCCACGCUCCGCAGGCCAAGCUGAGUCCAUCUCCGGGCCGGCCAGAAAGCAGGGCCCGGCGGGCGGUGUGGGAACUGCGGGUGGUCCUCGCUGUUCCCUCCGCCUGCGUCUCUCCGUGGGGGGCUGCGUGGAGCGGCGUUUGCCGGAACGCGAACGGCUCCACUCCGGGGCUCUCUGCACCCAGGAAGCCAGGGAUGAGUAG
Messenger RNA from Choloepus didactylus (southern two-toed sloth), 1695 nucleotides. RefSeq lists its product as uncharacterized. The transcript is spliced from 7 exons. NCBI's taxonomy places the organism in Eukaryota, Metazoa, Chordata, Mammalia, Pilosa, Megalonychidae. The record is from RefSeq and is a predicted model, not a curated record. The coding region runs from base 1 to 1695 and encodes 564 amino acids.